Acanthosepion pharaonis is the source of this 2028-nucleotide messenger RNA. The record is from the annotation of a GenBank genome assembly. Lineage: Eukaryota; Metazoa; Mollusca; Cephalopoda; Sepiida; Sepiidae.
AUGAUUUUCUUUUUCUUUGCCGGGUUUUCCAGCAGAGUCGUUGAUUGCCGAAGGAAAACCGUCAAGGACAAUCUUUUACCGGAAAAGCAGGCCACCCACCGCUCACCUGACCAAAAAAGGGUUUAUUCUUGCAUUUCUCUUUUUCUUACUUUCUUUCUUUCUCGCAUUUCUUUCUUUCUUUUUUAUUUCUUUUCUUUAUUUCUCGCAUUUCUUUCUUUCAUUCUUUUUUUUCUUUUCUUUAUUUCUCGUAUUUCUUUCUUUCUUUCUUUUCUUUAUUUCUCGCAUUUCUUUCUUUCAUUGUUUCUUUCCUUUAUUUCUCGCAUUUCUUUCUUUAUUUCUUUUCUUUCUUUCUCGAAUUUCUUUCUUUCAUUCUUUCUUUCUUUCUUUUCUUUAUUUCUCACAUUUCUUUCUUUUUUCUUUCUUUCAUUCUUUCUUUCUAUCUUUUCUUUAUUUCUCGCAUUUCUUUACUUCUUUCUUUCUUUCUUUCUUUCUUUCAUUCUUUCUUUCUUUAUUUCUCGCAUUUCUUUCUUUCUUUUCUUUAUUUCUCGCAUUUCUUUCUUUCUUUUCUUUAUUUCUCGCAUUUCUUUCUUUCUUUUCUUUAUUUCUCGCAUUUCUUUUUUUCUUUCUCACAUUUCUUUCUUUCAUUUUUUCUUUCUUUCUUUUCUUUAUUUCUCGCAUUUCUUUCUUUCAUUCUUUCUUUCUCGAAUUUCUUUCUUUCUUUCAUUCUUUCUCUCUUUCUUUUCUUUAUUUCUCGCAUUUCUUUCUUUCUUUCUUUCUUUCUUUCUUUCAUUCUUUCUUUCUUUCCUUCUCGCAUUUCUUUCUUUCAUUCUUUCUUUCUUUCUCUCUUUUCUUUAUUUCUCUCAUUUCUUUCAUUCUUUCUUUCUUUUCUUUUUUUCUCGCAUUUCUUUCAUUCAUUUUUUCUUACUUUAUUUCUUUCUUUUCUUUAUUUCUCGCAUUUCUUUCUUUCUUUAUUUAUUUAUUUAUUUCAUUCUUUCUUUCUUUAUUUAUUUAUUUAUUUCUUUCUUUCAUUCUUUCUUUCUUUUCUUUAUUUUUCGCAUUUCUUUCUUUCAUUCUUUUCUUUAUUUGUCGCAUUUCUUUCUUUCUUUUCUUUAUUUCUCACAUUUCUUUCUUUCAUUUUUUCUUUCUUUCUUUUCUUUAUUUCUCGCAUUUCUUUCUUUCUUUCAUUCUUUCUUUCUCGAAUUUCUUUCUUUCUUUCUUUCAUUCUUUCUUUCUUUCUUUUCUUUCUUUCUCGCAUUUCUUUCUUUCUUUCAUUCUUUCUUUCUUUAUUUCUCGCAUUUUUUUCUUUUCUUUCUUUCUCGCAUUUCUUUCUUUCUUUCUUUCUUUCAUUCUUUCUUUCUUGCAUUUCUUUCUUUCAUUCUUUCUUUCUUUCUCUCUUUUCUUUAUUUCUCUCAUUUCUUUCAUUCUUUCUUUUCUUUUUUUCUCGCAUUUCUUUCUUUCAUUUUUUCUUACUUUAUUUCUUUCUUUUCUUUAUUUCUCGCAUUUCUUUCUUUAUUUAUUUAUUUAUUUAUUUCUUUCUUUCAUUCUUUCUUUCUUUUCUUUAUUUCUCGCAUUUCUUUCUUUCUUUCUUUCGUUCUUUCAUUCUUUCUUUCUUUUUUUAUUUCUCGCAUUUCUUUCUUUCCUUCUUUCUUUCUUUUCUUUCUUUCUCGGAUUUCUUUCUUUCUUGUAUUUCUUACUUUUACGUCCCACUUUCUUUUACCUCAUUUUCUCUCUCAUUUCUUCCCCGUUGUUUUUUUUUCUCAGUUGUAUUCCUUCUUUGAACAGAGUUUCUGUCUUUUUAUGUCUGCUCUCUUUCCUUUUACUUCUUUAUAUUCAAUUAUAUUUUAUCUAAUUGAUGUUUUUCCCUCAUUCUUUUUUUGUCUCCUACUAUUGACUUCUUUUUUUUUCUUUUUCACUUUCAAGGUCAGAUUUCAUAUCUCUGUCUCAUCAGGUUCCUUUGAUUUUUCUUAUUCUUUCUCUCCUUUUCUUUCUAAUAUAUACUUUCUUCACUCUUCCUUCUACAGUAUUUAA